Molecule: messenger RNA, 2731 nt
Organism: Paramecium pentaurelia
Lineage: Eukaryota; Ciliophora; Oligohymenophorea; Peniculida; Parameciidae
Source: the annotation of a GenBank genome assembly
AUGUAGGAGGAAGAAUUGUAUGAAAUAUUAGCCUAAUCGAAAGAUAUUGAUAAAAAUAUAUAUUGUGUGAUACUAGAAAGAUUGAAAAGAUAGAAAAUUUCAGAUUGUAUAGAAUUCCUUGAAAAAGAUGAGAAUUAAUUUAAUUAAGAAUUAUAUACUGUUUUGGUUCCUAAUUUAGAACAUUUUGAUAAACAAUAGUAGUUAAAUGCAUUAGAAAAUAACAUAAAGAAACUUAUUAACAUUAUCAAAAAUAUCAUUAAACAUGACUUUAAUAAAAAUAAUUAUUCCAAAAAAAUCUACACUAACAUACGAGAGGUUCUUAUUCAAAAAAUAUCAGAAGAAAAAGGAGUAGUUGAAUUUUUAAAAUUUCUAGUUCGCCUUACAGCUUUUGAUGAUAAAUUCAUAUAAUGUGGAUCAAAUUCGCUUAAUUUAUUAGCUAAUAUGAAUGUUGAUUUGAGGAAAUAAUGUUUUGAAAAUAUUAAAAUUCAAAAUACUUCUUUGAUUGGAGCCAAUUUUUUUAAAUCUGAUUUUAGAGGAUCAAAAUUUGAAAAUGUUGAUAUAAGUGGAAUUAAUCUAAAUAAGGCUUUACUCUUCGAUUGUAAAUGGAAUAAUUUAAAAACACAUGAGCUAUCCAAAUUAGAUGGUCAUAAAGGUAGUAUCUUUAAUGUAUGCUUCUCACCUGAUGAAAAUAUAUUAGCAUCUUGUGGUUUUGAUAGAUCAAUCUGUUUGUGGAAUGUUAAGAGAGGAAAAAAAAUAUCUCAAUUAAAAGGUCAUAAUAGUAUUACAAAAAUUUGUUUCUCACAUAAUUGCACUAUAUUAGCAUCCUGUGGUGGCGAAGAUAAAACUAUCCGUUUAUGGAAUGUUAAGACAGGAAGAAAAUUAUUUAAAUUAAAAGGUCAUAAUGGUUGUGUUUAAUCAAUAAAUUUCUCUCCUGAUAAUACUACAUUAGCAUCUAGUAGUUUUGAUUAAUGUAUCUGUUUAUGGGAUAUUAAGUUAAGAAAACUAAAAUAUAAAUUUCUAGGUCGUAAUGGAACUAUAUAUUCAGUAUGUUUUUCCCCUGAUGGAACUACAUUAGCAUAUGGUAGCGUAGAUAAGUCUAUUCGUAUAUGGGAUGCUAAUUUAGAAGAAUAAAAAUUUAAAUUAGAAGGCCAUUGUAAUAUUGUACAUUCAGUAUGUUUCUCUCCUGAUGGAACUACUAUAGCAUCGGGCAGUUUUGAUUGGUCUAUUCGUAUAUGGAAUAUUAAAGCAGGACAGUAAAUUUUUAAAUUAGAUGGACAUAUUGAUUGGGUCAAUUAAGUAUGUUUUUCACCUGAUGGUAAUACAUUAGCAUCUUGUAGUAAGGAUAAUUCUAUUCGUAUUUGGGAUGUUAAAACAGGACUUCACAAAUCUAAAUUAGAUGGUCAUACUGACUGGGUUAAUUCAGUAAGUUUUUCAUCUGAUGGUACAGCAUUAGCAUCUGGAAGUGGAGAUAAAUCUAUUCGAUUAUGGGAUGUUAAGACAGGACUUCAAAAAUCUAAUUUAGAUAGUCAUAAAAAGUGGGUUAGUUCAGUAUGUUUCAAACCGGAUGGUACUACUUUAGCGUCUGGUAGUAGAGAUAACUCUAUCCGUUUAUGGAAUAUAAAGACUGGAUAACAAACAUUUAAAUUAGAUGGCCAUACUGAUUGGGUUAAUUCAGUAAGUUUUUCGCCUGAUGGUACAGCAUUAGCAUCUGGAAGUGGAGAUAAAUCUAUUCGAUUAUGGGAUGCUUAGACAGGACAUCAAAAUUUUAUAUUAAAAGGUCAUCAUAAAGAGGUUUUAAUAGUAUGUUUCUCAUCCGAUAGUAAUGCAUUAGCAUCUGGUGGUUGCGAUAACUCAAUCCGUUUAUGGAAUAUAAAGACUGGAUAACAAAAAUCUAAGUUAGAUGGUCAUACUGACUGGGUUAGUUCUUUAUGUUUUUCACCUGAUGGUGAUACAUUAGCAUCAGGUAGUAGAGAUAACUCUAUCCGUUUAUGGGAUGUGAAAAAAGGAUUACAAACAUAUAUUUUAAAUGGUCAUUUUUAUUAGGUGAAUUCUGUUUGCUUUUCUCCGGAUGGUAGUAUUUUGGCUUCUGGUAGUGGAGAUAACUACAUCCAUUUAUGGGAUGUUAAGAUAGGAAAAACAUUAUUUAAAUUAAAGGGUCAUAAUCAUUAAGUCCAAUCAGUAUGCUUCUCCCCUGAUGGCACUGUCUUAGCAUCUAGUAGUUCAGAUAACACCAUCCGUUUAUGGGAUGUUAAAACAGGACAACAAAAAUCUAAAUUAGAUGGUCAUUUUAAUCGGGUUAUUUCAGUAUAAUUCUCACCUGAUGGUGCUAUAUUAGCAUCUUGCAGUGCAGAUUAAUCAAUCCGUUUAUGGAAGGUUAAAAUAGGAAGCAGAAUAUCUAAGUCCAUCUGUUAAGGGGAUGUUAAAUUAGAAAAGCAAAUUGAAUUUUCUGAUAAGAUUUAAUCAGAUAUUCAUACUAACUCUUUAACACCCUAUCAAAAUAAAUCAUUUUUAGACUAAGACUGUAAAGAUUUCUUUUAUUUUAAUAGUUGAUUCAAUAGUCACAAUUCUACUCAUCUCUUAAUACCCGACUUUAUAAGUCAAAGGAGCGAAAAUCUAAAAUAGUGAAUUUAUAACUCAUUAAGGUAUAGAUUUACAAUAGUUAUUGAAAUAAAAGGGUAGUUUUUUUUUAGAAAGCUAAUUAAAAAUUCAAUAAGACGCCGUUAAGUAUUGA